AUGAACCAGCUCUCCAACAGCGCCAUACCAGUCGAGGAGUUUCAACGUGCACUAGCUCAAUGCGAGGCCGAGGCCGCUUUCUAUCGACAGCUUCUCGGCAACGUUGAUCCUGCCCAACCCACCACGUCACUCGGCCACUUUGCCGCGUCUGGCUCCUCUUCCAAGCACAGCGAUGCCGCGGUCCUGGCAGCUGCGGCCAUUCCGCGAAGCCGUUCGAAUAUGGGUCCCUCUACUAUGGAUACCACCGUGACCCAACCGCCCAGGAGCGGCUCAAAAUGGUCCGGGGCUGCCCAUCGGAGGAGAGCCUACUCGCAGCAGCAUCAUCCGGCCCAGGCCAUGAGCCGAAGCACGUCCAACCGAUCCGAUCAGAGCAUCUCGCUCCAGCCGCACGGCGCUGCGACGUCGUUCGGAAGCUCCCACUCGUUUCCUCGCAGCAGCCCAAUCACCCGGUCCCUGCCGAGCGUCCAGGAGCACGGCGGCCUUACCCCAGACGUGGGCAUGGACCCGGAAGUGUAUCUUGCCAACACUGGCUGGGUUGACGACGACAUGUCCUACGUGGCGUCGACCGGGACCAACCUGUCGCCUGACGACAUCUACGACAGCUUCAAUGAUGUGUCGGCAUGCCCGUCCAUGAUAUCCGCACCGUCCGUGUCGGAGCCAUCACAGCCGCUGACGCGGCAGAACAGCUCCUUCGACUUUGCGGCCAGAGACGGUACUAUGAUGCGUCUCGUCUCAUCUCAGUCUCAUCUGGCCGACGAGCGUUGCAGUCAGGAUUCCUACACUUCCUUCGGCAACACCCUGGAUCUGAGGGUCAAGGCAUCUGCUCGCGACCAGGACUUCUUUGGCGUGGGUACUGGCUUCCCCGAAGAGACCAAGUCCAUCAAGACGACCCUGUUUCCAGCGGCCGACUCGACGUCCAUGGAGCGAUCAGUCUCCAAUGCCAGCGUGACGAGCACCAGGUCAACUAGCUCGAACCUGGAGCGUCGUUGCAAGGAGGCGAUGCAGCGUGUCCGGCAGAACAGCAGCCGCAACAUCAUCGCGCCCAAGCCGCAGGUGGCGUCGGGCAGUGGCAGGGCGCCCGCCAGCUCUGCCCCGUCCAAGAAGGAUGGCAAGGUCGCGCUGCAAAAGACGCCGUACCAGCGGCCCAAGCACCCCAAGGUCUACUGCGAGCAGUGCAACGAGCACCCCGACGGCUUCCGGGGCGACCACGAACUGCGACGCCACCUCAACGCCAAGCACAAGGGCGUCGUCAAGAAGUUUGUCUGCCGAGACCCGGCCACCGUCGGCCUGCGCUCCAACGUCCAGGUGCUGUACCCCCUCGCCGACUGCAGGGCCUGCGCGUCCAACAAGCAGUACGGCGCGUACUACAACGCUGCCGCUCAUCUCCGACGCACGCACUUUAAACCCAAGGCGCCUCGCGGCAAGAACAAGAGCGCCUCGGACGAGAAGCGCGGCGGCAAGGGCGGCGGCGACUGGCCGGCCAUGGCCGACCUCAAGAUGUGGUACGAGGAGAUUUACGUCGCCAGCGACGGGUCCGGGACGCCUGACGACGGUGCAGACGAGAUUGAGGAGGACGCCCUCGAUGCCCUUGACGCCGAGGACACGUCCAUGGGCGGGUACAACGGCCUGGACGACGGCGAGCACUCCCUCGCGGCAGACGCCGUCUACGGCAUGACCCUCGCCCACCCCGUGGACGGGCAGUAUCCGGACGCGACCGGCGCCCUAGCGUCGACGACCGGCAUGCCACCUGCUGCUCAAAUAGGAUUUCUGCCAUACGGCCCCAUGUACGCGAUGGACGGCGCAGCGUCAGACUACACCGCGACUCACUCGCCAUUCGGGUCUGGCGUCUCGCCGGCCACGACAGUGACAACAGCGUACUUCGAAUCGAGUGCAGCAGGCAUGGCCGACUACAUGUGGCACAUGGACGACGUCUAA
Purpureocillium lilacinum is the source of this 1935-nucleotide messenger RNA. RefSeq lists its product as uncharacterized. NCBI's taxonomy places the organism in Eukaryota, Fungi, Ascomycota, Sordariomycetes, Hypocreales, Ophiocordycipitaceae. The record is from RefSeq and is a predicted model, not a curated record.